UAAACCUGACAAACUUUAGGAAAAGAAAAACACGAAGAAAAUGAGUUGUUAGAAAAUGCUCUGCGCAUUGAGCCUGGAGAAUCCGAACUCGGAUCCGACCCGCAUUUCCCAUUCUUCAGUCUCUCUUAAACCCUUUCCCAAACCACCAUCAGAAAACAAAAACGACACACAAAACCAUGGCGUCCUCCCGCUGCUCCCACCUCCACCGCGCCCUCCGCUCCUUCUCCACCACCACCAGACCCUCCCACCACAACAGCCACCGCCACACCCACCUCUACACGGAGCCGAGCUCCUUCAUCGGCAGCUGGGACACGCCGAGCAACCCCAGGGAGGCGGAGGCGAAGCUCGCGCUGCUCCGGCGAGACUACGCGAAGCAGGUCAAGGAGAUCCGCAAGGAGUACGUCAAGGAGGUCGAGCUCAUGAGGCUCGAGAAGCUUCGCAAGGACGAGGCUCGUAGAGAAGCCCUUAGGGUCCAGAACGAGGAGCGCCGGAGGCUUAAGGCGGAGGCCGCUAAGGUCCGGGCACAACAGCGCCAGAUUGAGGAGGAGGAGUUUCGCCAAACCCUAUUAAAAGAAAGAGCAGAAAAGCUUGAGAAUUGGAAGAUGAAAGAAAUGCUUCGGGAAGAAAAGAAAAAACAGAAGAAUGAACUGUUACGACGUCAGAGUUCCCUAUGGAUUGAUGAACCAGAACUGGAGAAGAAGAUGCUUGAAGCCAUGGUUGACACCAGAAACCUAUGAGAAUCUCAUUUGCCAUUUGAAUGGAUCUUAAAGAGAGUCCAAAUGUCUUCAAAUUUUUUUCCACCAUCCCUCUAAUAUCCAAAACCUUACAUAUUUGUAUACUGCAAUAUGUCUGUUCAAAUUUUGGAGUUCAAUAAUGGUCUGAAAUGAUUCUGUUCA
Messenger RNA from Argentina anserina (silverweed cinquefoil), 896 nucleotides. RefSeq names its product stress response protein NST1-like. Lineage: Eukaryota; Viridiplantae; Streptophyta; Magnoliopsida; Rosales; Rosaceae. The transcript is spliced from 2 exons. Bases 177 to 737 code for a protein of 186 amino acids. The record is from RefSeq and is a predicted model, not a curated record.